AUGCCAUUCAAGUGGGAUGCUGCUUCCGAGCGCAAUUUGCUCCUCUUUGCCCUUGCGGAGAUGAGCCCACCAGCGGCUUCGAUUUGGCCUCGGGUUGCCGACAAGCUCGGCAAUGACCUCAACGCAAAUGCCUGCAGCCAAAAAUUCUACAAGCUGAGGAAAGAGAGCGAAAAACUGCUUCAGCAGGACGAUGCGGCUGCCAGCGGUGAUUCAGCGACCCCAGUCAAAGAGCCAAAGACCACGAAGACACCCAAUAGCAAGGCUGCCUCUGGACGGAAGCGAAAAGGCGCCGACGCCAACGGAGAAGAGAUCAACACCCCCGUCAAGAGAAAGCGAAAUGUCAAGAAAGAAGCCCCAGCCGACUCAGGGGUUGAAGUCAAGACAAAAAUUGAAGAAGAUGAGAGUGCCGCCGUCAAGAGUGAGGUCGAACACAGAGAAGGUGAAUGA
Messenger RNA from Fonsecaea nubica, 447 nucleotides. RefSeq lists its product as hypothetical. The record is from RefSeq and is a predicted model, not a curated record. Bases 1 to 447 code for a protein of 148 amino acids. Lineage: Eukaryota; Fungi; Ascomycota; Eurotiomycetes; Chaetothyriales; Herpotrichiellaceae. The transcript has 2 exons.